UCAUCUAGUUCAAGUACUUUCCUGCUAUUUUCUCUCAUUUUGGACUGUCAUAUGCUUAACACUAUAAAAGUACCUGCAAAACUGGAGUAAAUUUGGACUAGAAUUUGCCUUAAUCUCUUAUCAAAUUAUUCUUAACAAUGGCGGAGAAGUACUUUAAGUACGUGAUCCUUGGUGGCGGCGUUUCGGCUGGUUAUGCUGUUAGGGAGUUUGUAAACCAAGGAGUUAAACCAGGCGAGCUGGCGAUAAUCUCCAAAGAGUCGGUUGCUCCUUAUGAACGUCCUGCUCUCAGCAAGGCAUACUUUUUUCCUCAAGGACCUGCAAGACUCCCAGGCUUUCAUGUGUGCGCGGGAACUGGAGGGGACAUUUUGCUUCCGGAGUGGUAUUCAGCGAAAGGGAUAUCGUUGAUUCUUAGCACAGAAAUAGUGAAAGCGGACCUUGCUUCAAAAACUUUGACAAGUGCAAACGGAGAUAUGUUUAAAUAUCAAAUUCUAAUUAUUGCAACUGGUUCCACGGCGACAAAACUAACAGAUCACGGUGUGCCAGGGGCUGAUGCCAAGAACAUAUUUUACUUGAGAGACAUUGAAGAGGCCGAGACACUUGCAAAAGCUAUUAAAGCAGAAAACAGAAAGGUUGUGAUUGUUGGGGGUGGAUACAUUGGUCUUGAGCUUAGUGCAGUAAUGAAGAUCAACAAUUUAGAUGUCACAAUGGUUUAUCCCGGACCAUGGUGCAUGCCUCGACUUUUUACUGCUGAGCUAGCAUCAUUUUACGAGGGAUAUUAUGCAAGCAAAGGAGUCCAGAUCAUUAAAGGAACAGCAGCCGCAGGAUUUAAUAGCGAUACUAAUGGAGAUGUAAAGGAAGUAAAACUUAAGAACGAGAGGGUACUGGAAGCCGAUAUUGUUGUUGUUGGUGUUGGAGGAAGGCCUCUUACAACAUUGUUUAAAGGACAGCUUGAAGAGGAUAAAGGGGGAUUCAAGACUGAUGCAUUCUUCAAGACUAGUGUUCCUGAAGUAUAUGCUGUUGGUGACGUCGCAAGUUUCCCCAUGAAACUAUAUAAUGACACUCGAAGAGUUGAACAUGUUGAUCAUGCCCACAAAUCAGCUGAGCAGGCUGUAAAGGGUAUAUUCGCAAGCGAGCAGGGGAAAUUAAUUGACGAAUACGACUACCUGCCGUACUUUUAUUCUCGUGCAUUUGAUCUGUCAUGGCAAUUUUACGGUGACAAUGUGGGUGAAGCAGUGCUUUUCGGUGACAACAAUCCAGCCUCAGAAAAUCCCAAGUUCGGUUCCUACUGGAUCAAAGACGGGAAAGUAAUGGGAGUAUUUCUAGAGAACGGAAGUGCUGCAGAGAACAAGGCCAUUGCCAAAGUGGCCAGGCUACAACCUGCAGUUGACAGUUUGGACUUGUUAGCAACUGAUGCUCUCAACUUUGCCUGCAACAUCUAGUUGCUCUUUCGUAUUUCUUUUUUCAAUAAUUUCGUUCUGUAUAUUUGUUUUAUUAUUCGGAUCACAUAAACGACAUCUAUUUGUCCUUUUCUAUUGGUCCGGUCUGUUGUAAAAUUUUAUUACCCAGUAUCGGGUUAAUUAUGUAAACAAAGAAAAAUAAUCCGAACACCUUUUUUAUUGUGAGAA
Molecule: messenger RNA, 1625 nt
Organism: Daucus carota subsp. sativus
Lineage: Eukaryota; Viridiplantae; Streptophyta; Magnoliopsida; Apiales; Apiaceae
Product: monodehydroascorbate reductase
Exons: 10
Coding region: 138-1439 (433 amino acids)
Cellular component (GO): cytoplasm
Molecular function (GO): oxidoreductase activity, acting on NAD(P)H; flavin adenine dinucleotide binding
Source: RefSeq, a predicted model, not a curated record